UACAUGUACACAGCUAGUAGUCUUACCUUUAGAUGUAGACACUCACAUUUCCUAUUGAAUUUGUACUUAAAAACAUGUACUUAUCCAAGAUAAAAUAUCAAUUUUUUUUUAAUAGCUAUGCAUUGAGCUCCUACUCUUUUAUUUUUUUUUAAUUUAGUAAAAUGUCCAUUAUACUAAAUGCUCUCUCUCUCUCUCAUCAAUGCAUUUCUCCUUAUAAAACAUCUAGUCAUCCACCCCAAUUCUCAAACAUCAUCAGCUCUCAGGUACAUCUCCCCAAACUCAAUCAUUUCUCAACCCUAAUUUAAUUUCAGCCCCCCAAAAAACACACACACACACACACAAAAAAGAGAGCCAUUUUCAUCAUAUAUAGCAUAAAAAAGAAAAAAUGGAAGAGGCCUUGAGAAGGCUCAACGCAGCCCCCACCGCGAGGGGCUCCGCCAGCAAGCCCGCCGCGGCGGCGGCGGCGCCGCAGAAGCGUUGCGCGGCCGCGAAGCGGCCCCACCACAAGGACGCCCCCGGCGGCGGCGGCAACAACACCAUGCGCUACCGCGGGGUGCGGCGCCGGCCUUGGGGCCGCUACGCGGCGGAGAUACGGGACCCGCAGUCGAAGGAGCGGCGCUGGCUCGGCACCUUCGACACGGCGGAGGAGGCCGCCUGCGCCUACGACUGCGCCGCCCGCGCCAUGCGCGGCGUCAAGGCCCGCACCAACUUCGUCUACCCGGCCGCCCUCUCCCCCAACCCCGGCGCCGCCUCCGAGAAUCUCCUCCCUUCCUCCUUCGGCUAUGGGAAGCUCUCGUCUCACUCCUCGCUCUCUCUCUCCUCCUCCUCCUCCUCCUCCGCCGCUUCCCGCCAAUUCCUCUCCCCGCCCCAAUUCGCAAACCCUAAUUUCGAUUUCAGCCGGAGCUCCCUAAAUUCUCACAGAUUUCUGCUCCGCGAUUACAUCAGCGCGUCAACUUCCAAGUAUUUGGACGCGAAUUCAUCCUUCACCUUGAGCUCGGAUUUCUCUAGAAACUCCUUCAAUCUCACGGGAUCUUCUUCGUCACCUUCUUCUCUGUGCGCCGCCGCCGCCGUAGUCUCCGACGCCGCCUUCAACGGCGCAGAGAACACCGAGAUUAACAAAAGCUGCGAAUCUCAAUGGAACGACAAUAACUGCAUGGAUUUCUUCCCAGCCGAGAGGUCUGAUUCCGGCUUGCUGCAUGAAGUCUUGAACGGAUUUCUCACCAACUCGGUGAAGAAGGAGGAGUUUUCUCCACCGCCGCCGUCGCCAUCGCCGCCGGCGGUCAAGCGCGAGGAAUACCUAGCUGAUUACGGCGGCGCUUCGCAGUUUGGGAACAUUUUGAAUUCGGCGAGCAAUUUUUUCGGAUUUGAGAGUGAAUUUGAGGGAUUGAAUAAUCAAUCAAAUGGGAAUAUUCUAUCGGAGAUUUUCAACUACCAAGAAGGUGGGAAUCUGCUUGAAGCGAACAUGCAGAAUGCAUGAAUUAGCCAACUCGCUUUGUUUAAUUUGCAAUAGAUUUCUUCAUUCUAAUUAAGGAAUAUCAUUCCCUGUAUUUAAUUUCUUGUAUGUUGAAAUGUAAGAUUUUAAUUUAAUUAUUCGGUUAAUUGAAAUUAUACAUUUUUAUA
Salvia miltiorrhiza (redroot sage) is the source of this 1620-nucleotide messenger RNA. RefSeq names its product ethylene-responsive transcription factor ESR1-like. Bases 386 to 1477 code for a protein of 363 amino acids. Gene Ontology annotation, molecular function: DNA-binding transcription factor activity; DNA binding. The transcript has a single exon. The record is from RefSeq and is a predicted model, not a curated record. Gene Ontology annotation, biological process: regulation of DNA-templated transcription. Lineage: Eukaryota; Viridiplantae; Streptophyta; Magnoliopsida; Lamiales; Lamiaceae.